Molecule: messenger RNA, 2988 nt
Organism: Salvia splendens (bonfire salvia)
Lineage: Eukaryota; Viridiplantae; Streptophyta; Magnoliopsida; Lamiales; Lamiaceae
Product: LRR receptor kinase SERL2-like
Exons: 6
Coding region: 645-980 (111 amino acids)
Molecular function (GO): protein binding
Source: RefSeq, a predicted model, not a curated record
GUACACACAGUUUCUUUAGGAAAGUAGAAAGCUAUCCUUUUUUUCUUUUGAAUCUCCACUAACCAACUUUGUGCAUAAACUAGUAUCCAUCUUGCAAAGAUCAAUGGAGACCAUCUCUUCCAUUUCUUUCCUUGCUCUCAUGCUCUUGACAUUAAACCUCCCAACACUCACCAAGACGCGCUCCUCGCCUUCAAGAAGACCAUCACUCUCGACCCGAGCCACGUCCUGAGCAACAAAUGGUCCACAAACGCCUCCAUCUGCAGCUGGACCGGCGUCUCCUGCAGCCUCAACAGGGUCACGGCCCUCAACCUCUCCGGCUACGCCCUCCGUGGAACCCUAGCCCCGCAUCUCGGAAACUUAACGUUCCUUCAGUCUCUAGACCUUAGCUGCUCCAACAACUUCACUGGCAACAUACCCUCUCAGCUGUUCAACGUCUCGGCUUUGAGAUGGAUUAAUCUGGAAGAUAAUCAGAUGUCCGGAGAGCUCCCGAGUGAUAUGUGUAUCAAUAUUCCAAAACUCGAAAGGAUUAAUCUCAGCAAGAAUCGAUUUCAUGGGAAAAUUCCAAAAAGUAUUUACCAGUGCACUGGAAUUGGGGUUUUCCAACAACCAGUUCAACGGAAACAUACCAACUGAGAUUGGAAAGCAUGCUUCUGACUUUGGCUGUUUCUUAUAACAAGCUGGAAGGUGAUAUUCCGUCUUCCAUCUUCAACAUUUCUUCUCUGGAAUAUCUGUAUCUCGGAAACAACAGGCUCUCUGGAAAUAUCCCCAUUUUCAAAUAUUCAACUACCAGGCUUCAAGUUUUGUAUCUUCGAUUUAACAAUUUGACAGGGGGCAUACCGGAAGAAAUUGGACACCUCACCUCCUUGAAGCAACUAUUACUAAAUAACAACGGCUUGACAGGUCAUAUACCAAGGCAAAUUGGGAAUCUUACUCUGCUGACAAAUUUACAACUUCAGUGUAAUAAGCUGUCAGUUUUAUGAUGCAGAACUGCAACAUCCGUGGAGCCAUUCCUUCUGGUUUCGGAAAUUUAAGCCGUUUGUCGAUUCUGGAUUUAUCAAUGAAUGAACUCCAAGGGUUCAUCCCGGCAACGUUGGGGAAGUUGAAGCAACUCGGGAAGCUCUACCUUAAUGAUAACAAGCUUGGAGGAUAUAUCCCUACUGAUGUUUGCAAUAUGAGUCAAUUGAGGGAGUUUUUCUUGAGUGUGAAUAUGCUAACUGGUCCAAUACCUGAAUGUUUGGGGGAUGUUAAAUCUCUGAGAAGAGUGUGGUUUGAUUCAAACGAGUUCAAUUCCGCACUUCCUUCAAACAUGUUGGAUCUUCCGGAUCUUUUAGAACUAAGCAUGUCUCCAAACUAUUUCGCUGGUCAGAUACCAUAUGAGAUUGGACGUUUGAAGGCUGUCUACUCGUUGGACUUGUCGUCUAACAUGUUUACAGGCUCUAUUCCCAGUGCAAUCGAAGCUUGUCAAUCGUUGGUGUAUCUGAAUCUGUCGAGUAAUUUGUUGAAUGGAACCAUCCCCGAGUCAGUGGGGAAGCUCAAGGGGUUGGAGACAUAGGAUCUUUCGAACAAUCAUCUUUCUGGUUUAAUACCUGACUUGUUGGGGAAGCUUGAUCUCGACUUCUUUAAUGUGUCGUGUAAUCGAUUGGAAGGGAGAAUACCUGAUGGUUUUUCCAACAUUGGUGCUCAGUCAUUUGUGAACAACUCUGGCCUUUGUGGUGAGGAAAGAUUUUAAGUGCCACCUUGCAAGGGAAGUCAUUCAUCAAAGAGUUUUGGUGUAAUAAUGAAAUAUGUUGUUCCUCCCUUUGUUGCAUUUAUGAUUGUGGUGGCUGGCAUACACAUUGUCAUAAGAAGAUGGAGGGUGCCUCAAGAGAAACCAGCUACUACAACUGAGGAUCAAAUGGUGGAUCUUGGUUGGAUCACAGUUUCAGAAAGGGAAUUCAUUAAGGAGACAAGUUCCUUUAGUGAGUUAAACCUACUCGGACGAGGAGGCAUGGGAGCCGUAUACAAGAUGGCACUUGGAAAUUGGGAUACAAGUUGCAGUCAAAGUGUUCAACUUGCAACACGAAAGAGCUACCAAGAGCUUUGAGACUGAGAGUCGGAUAUUGAGCACCAUUCGGCAUAGGAACUUGGUGAAGAUACUUGGUUGUUGUAGCAACCCUGAUUUCAAAGCCUUGAUUCUUGAAUAUAUGCCGCAUGGAAGCUUGGAGAUAUGGCUUCAUUCGCACAAGUAUUUUCCAGAUCUCAUCCAGAGACUGAACAUAGCAAUAGAUGUGGCAUCAGCCUUGGAAUACCUUCAUCAGUAUCACACAUAUGCUGUUGUUCACUGUGAUAUAAAGCCAAACAAUGUGCUGCUCGAUGCAGAUAUGACUGCUCGUAUAGGUGAUUUUGGCAUUUCCAAGCUCUUUGACAACGACGAGGUUGCAGUUCAUACUUUAAACAGGGCAACUGUUGGUUAUGCAGCGCCAGAGUUGGGAUCAGAAGGAAAGGUAUCUACAAGUGGGGAUGUGUACAGUUAUGGGAUACUAUUACUGGAGAUGUUUACGAGCAAGAACCCAACAGAUGAUAUGUUCGACGACAAGAUGAGCAUAAAGGAGUGGGUGGGAAAUGCAUUACAAUAAAAUGCAAUAAGGGAAAUUGUGGCAUCUGGUUUGAUAUCAAUAGAAGAUGGACAUUCAUCCCAAUGUGUGACAUCUAUUUUCGAAUUGGCAAUGAAAUGUUUAGCCUUUUCACGUGAGAAAGGAACUAACAUGAUGCCAGUAGUAGUUGCUCUUCAGAAGAUCAAAGCGGAUUUUACAGUAGAUGAGAUGAAGUAUGGCAAGUGAUACUUGCAUUGUAAAAAAAUUAAUUGCUUUUGUAGGUGAAUUAAUUUGGUGUGGCAAGUAUGGUUGUGUGCUGAUUUUCUAUGUACGUUUGAUAGUGUGUUUAUUAGGUUGGUGUUAUGAAUAUGCUAUUGUUUUCAAUUCAAAUAAUUGUAAAGAUACAGUGUACUUA